GAAACCACUUCCAGACAAUGCCAAAUACAUUCCCGACAACUGCGUCAUCUGCAGCCGAGAGUGCGGAGGCGUCGUCAAGUUAGGAGACGGAGACUACGACGGGGAUUUUAUCCAGAUAUCAGCUUGGGUCGAAUUACUGGAGUUCAUGGAAAAUACUCCCUCAGAGACGGACUUGCCAGCCCUCCGGCAAGCCCGCGAGAAGAUCCUCACAUCCCUGCCGAAAAGGACGCCGUCUCCCCUCACUUCCAUAGGUCUAGCAUGCGCAAUGGCAGAACGCGCGCAAGACGCAGCAUACAAGUCCUUGGACCCUGCCGGGGACGGCUCACUCCUUUUAGCAGCAAAGCUCGCUCAAGUGGCCCACAUGGCGUACGAUGUACCGAAGAAAUACGACGCAGCACAAGUGCUAGAAUUGGGCAGACAACUUCUUUCCGAUGCCGGCAUUGGCUGCCAAGCCCCUCGCUGCACCUCCGGUAUUGUGGAAAUGCUACAGCUGGAGCGCGUAAACCCAAUCCCUUUGCUGCCAUCCCCUGCAGACUUUCCUGGCAGACAAGCUAUAGCUGGCAUGGUUUGGUACCCCUACCAGGAAGUGAAACUGUCAGCAAGAGCGGGAGCUGUACUUAGGCGAUGCCUACUCCAACAGAAGCCGGUCGACGACUUGGAUAUUGUCGCAAAGCGUGUCCUCCUCGAAGCAAUAGGAGGGAUCAUCGCACAUCGGCUGGCACACACAGCCGGCCCCAUGUUGGAGCACGUGAAAGCAGGAAACGCGGAGCCCUUGAUUGCUGCCGCAUCAUGCGAACGACGGCUGAAAGCAAUCACCACCUGGUCGUACCUCCUGGACUGCCAGCUGAGGUACUGA
Molecule: messenger RNA, 856 nt
Organism: Symbiodinium sp. CCMP2592
Lineage: Eukaryota; Dinophyceae; Suessiales; Symbiodiniaceae
Source: the annotation of a GenBank genome assembly